Molecule: messenger RNA, 2114 nt
Organism: Cylicocyclus nassatus
Lineage: Eukaryota; Metazoa; Nematoda; Chromadorea; Rhabditida; Strongylidae
Source: the annotation of a GenBank genome assembly
UGUUUCUUCUUAUCACCGGUUCAUAACCCCUCCGAUAUCAGUGCUAAAUUUGGAAAUGCCUUCUAUGUUUUCAUCAAUAUGGAUUCGAUUUCUUGCUGUUUGCUUUGCGGCACAACUUACAUGUCAAUAUGACAAAUCUAGAACCUUGGAAGAGCUACAGUCCCUAGAAGUGCAGCUCAUAGAUGCUAGAAACAUCUUACGGUCACGUUUUCACUACUGCACUUCACAAUGGAGAGAGGGCGACUCUCCCGCUGACCAUUUGAGCAGUGGUUUUGUCAGGCAGUACUGGCAUGAAGCUCUUCACACUGCCAGAGAAUCAUACCGCGAAGACAUCCAAUGCCUCAUGGAUAUGAAGCCUUUAUUGGAGAAACAUAGGCGUAUAGAAAAAAUUCUGGAAGAAAGGCGAUACGAAGAUGAUGAAAAAAUAGCAGCAGACUUGGAUGCUUUUCUAACCCGUGCUCAAGUAAAAGAACUGCGAUACCUACAUGAAAAUGGAGAUCAAAGAGCUGUUGAACAAGCGCUGGACCAAUACUUCCAAGGACUACCAUCACCAACGAAGGAUAAGCUCUUAACCGAGUUUCUUCACUAUGAGGCAAGACCAAGGCGCGUGGAAAGGGACACUGAUUCGAAUCGGAGCAGUGUUUUGUCAGCCGAGGAAGAAGACGCAAUGGCAGGAUACGAGGAAGAGGUGUUGGAGCCAGAUCCACUAAAGCCAGAAUGGCUGGCAUGGCAAACUCCAAGACAUAAGAAACUUAUCAAUAAAAUGAUAAUCGGUAAGGCCAGCAAAUGGGAGAUUAUGAACGAAGUAGGGGACCAGUUCUAUCACUUGAGGAAAGAGCAAAGAACAGAAUACAAAGGAAAUUUGGAGAACUACUGCAUUAGAAAUCUCAAGAACAUCAUAGGAGAAAGAAAUUUCAACGUUUUGCGAGGAAUGUAUAUGGACACUGAUCCGGUAGAGCAGAUUGAAACCAAAUUUCACGAGCUCGUCGCUGAACUAUCUGAAGAACGAAAGCGGUUGCUUGCAGAUCACUAUGGCGUUUUUUGUCGGAAAAUCUUUAGACUUGUGCAUUUCGAACCAACAGACUUGACUAUUUGGCUCACUUCGUCGCAAAAACUCGCAUUGGGUGUCAUGAUACAGGAUCCAGAUAUAAACGACACCCAGAUUUAUAACAAGAUGUAUGAGUUUUAUGCAAACACCACUGGCGAAGCUAAAGAUGAGGCAAGGGACAUUAUCGAAUCUGGUUGUCGACACUUUAUCGCACACAUGUUCGGAGACGAUAAUGCAGAGGAGCUGGAAGAGCUACGACUAGCCGGCUCAGUUUCAAAGCAGCAGUUAGCAGCUAAAUUAGCCACACACGCUUUGGAGGUGUCUGAUGUGGUAGACCGCAAAAGAGCCGAAGGCUCACUAUCUAUUUGUAUUCGAAUCUACUUGGGUUACGACAAUUCGUGUGAGUGCCAUGGCCACUCCGAAACCUGCGACAGUGUCCGCCAUAACUGCCUCAACUGCACAGAUAAUACUUACGGAGUGCAGUGUGAGCUCUGCAUGGAGGGGUUUACUGGAAAUCCACUUACUGGAGGUUGUACGUCGAUCGAGCCGGAAGAAACACCGUGCACAUGUAAUAACCACUCUACUACGUGUGAUUCUGAUGGAAAGUGCCAGUUUUGCCUUCAUAACACUAUCGGAGACAGUUGUGAACGAUGUGCGACAGGAUUUUAUGGAGAUGCAACAACUGGGACUCCCGACGAUUGUACCAGAUGUCCAUGUCCGAACAACGGCGACUGCUUCGUAAACGAAGAUGAUCUCGUCCAGUGUAACGAAUGUCCAAAUGGAACACAUGGAAUAACAUGUGAAGAAGAUGCUGCCAUACAAAAAGAAGAGAAAGUGGAUUUGAAAACGACUGAGGAUCUCAAAAAACAGCAAAAGAAUGGAGAAAUAGAGGAUGGGGGACAACAACAGCGCAAUGGGAGACAGAAAACUAAGGAAGAACAGCAACUCACAACUGGUGAGACCGCUAAGGAGAACAACGAACAUUCGGUUGAAGUUGAAGGAAACCAAGUUGAUGAAACGUUUUUCUUGUAGAGUAUUUUAUUGGCAUAAUACAAAUUUACGAAAA